Molecule: messenger RNA, 1465 nt
Organism: Lates calcarifer (barramundi perch)
Lineage: Eukaryota; Metazoa; Chordata; Actinopteri; Centropomidae
Product: transmembrane protein 47
Exons: 3
Coding region: 119-658 (179 amino acids)
Biological process (GO): cell-cell adhesion
Cellular component (GO): cell-cell junction; membrane
Source: RefSeq, a predicted model, not a curated record
CUGGACACACACACACUCAAAAGCACUGAAGGCUAUGGUGGGAGAAGACGCGCACGGACCUCCAGCGAGCUCAUUUCACAGCGACUGACCUGCGGCGGGUGUAUCUUUAAAUGAGAAGAUGUCUGUGAACGAGGUGUACGUGUUCCGACCCUUCAAGCUGAUCGCCCUGCUGUGCGUCUUCCUCGCGCUGUGUUUGGACGUGGUGGCUCUGCUGAGCCCAGCCUGGGUCACUGCGGAGCAUUUCUCCCUUUCUCUGUGGGAGUCCUGCUCCCAGUCCGAGGCAAGGCUCCCGACGGAGGAGGCUCAGUGGAGCUGUUUCUCCACCCUCACAUCUGACUGGCAGAUUGCCACCCUGGUGCUGCUGGUGUCUGGCGCCAUUGCAACUCUCGUGGCCUUUCUGGUGGCCCUCAUUUCUCUCUGUCGGGGGACGCAGAGGAGACACUACCGCACCGUGGCCGUGUUCCUCUUCACCGCAGUGGUUCUGCAGGCCUGUGCUCUGGUCCUCUACCCAAUCAAGUUCAUCGACGGAACAGUCCUUCAGACCUAUCACGAGUUCAACUGGGGCUACGGGCUCGGCUGGGGAGCCACUAUCUUCAUGCUGGGAGGAGGGAUCCUCUUCUGCCUGCGGACGGACAUAUACGAGGAUGCAAUGUACUGAGUCCUUCGUCGCCCCCUGCUGCUGGAAAUGUAUAACAAAACAUAUAAACAUAAACACACACACACACACACACACACACACACACACACAAAUUCCUGUACAGGAGGUGUGCUACUUUUCUUCACUCUGCACACAGCCAAUGCGUAUGUGAGCACAGACCCCGUUUCUCUCUUUCUCUCGCUGUCUUGCUCUCCGUUAUUUUUAGACAGGUUGUGAAAGGCUAAUUUAGGCCAGGGCUGUUUGAAUAGGACCUCCACCUCCCAUCCACCCCCCACAUGCAGCUAGCGGGUCCCUCAGCCCUGCCGGUAUCAGCGGUGAGGCGGCAGAGCUAAAGCACAAAGAGUUUUCUGGACAGGCACGAGCCUCCGAUGCUGGACGUUUCCACUGUAUGUUGACCUGGAUCUCUAUUGUCAGAGAAACAGGACAGUGGAUGCUCAGCACAGUCAUGAUUGUGCAGUGGCUGAACUUUUAAAGGGACUAACUGAUCUCCACACUUCCCUUUUUUAAAAUUCUUUUUGUAGCAUUUCAUGAGGACAAGCUUGUUGUUAAUGUAUUUAUAGCAUCAUUUCCCACUUUAUAAGUAUUGAACUUGUCCCUCUAUGUGUUCUAGCUGAAACAUAUCUAAAAAUGCGAAGCCUUCUAAUAUUAGAAGCGUAAAUUAGUCAGCUUUGAUGUAUGCUGGAGUUAUUGAGUGUUUGUAGUUUUGUUUGGAAACUCACACUAGUUUGUCUUGAAGGAAAAAUGUAAAUGUGUACAAAGUAUUUCUACGUGAAGGAAAAUUCUGAAUAAACAGCUGUAGUUUUGGGA